CCUUGUUUGAAUAGAAUAGGGAUUAUCAUUCUCAUUCCACUGUUCCCUUCUUCCUCUUUGUGCCCUCUGCGGCAUCUCAGAAUCAUUCUUCAGCAUCUCUCCCAUAUUCUCUCCCUCUUUCCUCCUCUUUUAUCUCCCCUGCUUUUCUUAUACUUCUCCACACACACACAGACACCUCUAGUUCUGCAACAUCUAUCUACCUUCUCGAUCUGUCACUAUGACUUCAUCACUCGUGCAGAUCCAAGACGAGGAGCAGGUCGUCCUCACCCACGAUUUUCAUGAUCUUUCCAUCGAAGAUCAUCUGGUUGAAAAGGGGAGUGAUGAAGAGACUCACAAAGGGGGAUUUGGAAACCAUGGGGGAAUAUGUGCUAUUUGCUUGGAUAAGAUAGUGCUGCAGGAGACUGCUCUUGUUAAAGGUUGCGAGCAUGCUUACUGUGUAACGUGCAUCCUUCGCUGGGCCACAUACAACAAUAAAGUUACGUGCCCUCAGUGCAAAAAUCCAUUUGAGUUCCUCAAUGUCCAUCGCUCACUUGAUGGCAGCAUUGAGGAUUACAUGUUUGAGGAAAGUGUUUGCCUACUCCUUCGGGCCAAAUGGUUCAAACCUUUAACUGUCGAGGACCAUGUGGUGGUUCAUGAAGAUACUUUAUUAGAUGAACUUGAAGAUUAUUAUUAUCAUUAUGAGGAGGAUGACGAAGAUCUAGAUGAUGCUUACUAUGGUGGCUCGUCAAGUUUCCGCAUUGGCAACCGUAGAUGGGGAGACAAUGGUUAUGUAAGAGCUGGGCGUCAAGAAGCUCGGCCAGUCCAUAGAUCAAACACUGAUAAUUCAGGAGCAAGUUCGGGAGCAAGUUCAUCCCGCCAGCCAAAGAAGAAAGAGGCUGCAAAAAGUGCUGCCACCACAGGGAGACGGGCAAAGAGGGCACUGAAAAGGGAAGCUGCUGAUAAGGCAGCAGAAGCAAAGCAUCAGCAGCAUUUAAUUAGGUUGGGCAGGAAGUGAUUCUAUUUGAUGUCACAAGCCGAGCCUUGAACUUUCCUUCCCUCAAGUUAAUAUAUUUUCUUUUCUUUCUUUACAUUUUUUUGUACAUUUAUGUGCUUUAUGAAAGCAUGUGGGGGAAGAUGUUUUAGAAUAAUGGCUUGGUAUAGGUGGUUAGAGUUCCUUGGGUGUAUGGUUGAUGGAGUUCCUAACUCGUUGAACAAUUUAGGUUUCAAUUAGUUAUCAAUGCAGCUCUAAGUUGUGCAUAAUCAAUAAUGAUCUUGACACCUCAA
This is a messenger RNA of Lotus japonicus, 1263 nucleotides long. RefSeq lists its product as uncharacterized. The coding region runs from base 218 to 994 and encodes 258 amino acids. NCBI's taxonomy places the organism in Eukaryota, Viridiplantae, Streptophyta, Magnoliopsida, Fabales, Fabaceae. The record is from RefSeq and is a predicted model, not a curated record. The transcript is spliced from 4 exons.